UUGUAGAAUGUUUUCUUUGGCUGAUAACUCUCACUCUUCUGAUUGAAAUUGAUAACUGUGUAUGUUAUGUUUGUUUCACGUUGCACUCACUUUGUGUGACACAGCGCCCCCAGAGGUGAGGCGUAGCACUGCACUGCCUCGCAUGAACCUUUCCAUGUAUUUAAACAGGUAAGGUGUAAAACUUUUGAUAUUACCAAUAAUAAAAACAAAUUUAUGGAAAGGUUUGAGUUUUCCUCAUCGAUGAUGAUGGAAAAUGAUGAUGUUAGCAUGUAUUUAAUUUUUCAUGUGCCAAACGAGGUAAAGCCUCACCUGUAAUCCUGACAGUGGAUCACUGAUGGAUGAUAAUCUGCUGCUUCUUUGCUGUCUAUUAAUUAUAAAAUCUCUCCAAUGAGUUCAGAGGAAAGUUGAGGAGGAGCUGAGAGAAUCUGGGAGGAGCUGAUCUAUUGCUGAACUCUAGAGACUCAAACUUCCUCAGUUCAGUUCAGUUAAACUCUCCAACAUUCACUCUGCUCAACAUGCUGUCUCUGCUCAUCGCCUCUCUGCUAACAGGAGUCAGAUGCCAACAACUCACUGCGCUUCAGAAUGAAGAGUUCGCUGUAGAAAGCAGCAAAGUUACUCUGUCCUCCACUUACUCCAAAACAGCCACUGGAAAUGAUUAUUUCUUCUGGUAUCGACAAUAUCCUGGAAAACCUCCAGAGUUCCUGAUCUCUCACACAGGAACAGGAACACAAACUUCUCAGCCGCUUCCUGGUUUCUCCUUCAACAUGAAUGCUGAUAAAACCCAGAUGGAUCUGCUGAUCUCCUCUGCUGCAGUGACAGACUCUGCUGUGUACUACUGCGCUGUGAAGCCCACAGUGACAGGAAACACCAGAACCCUGUACAAAAACCUGCAGUACUCCACAGCAGCCACUAGAGGGCCUCACUCCCUGUUAAUCCACAAAAACCUGCAGUGUAAAGGAGACUCAGUGAAGCAGACAGAAGGAGAAGUUGUUGCUGCUGCAGGAGAAUCACUGACUCUGAGAUGUACUUAUGAGACCAGCUAUGCUGCUACAUUGUUCUGGUACAAGCUAGAAGUCAAUAGUUAUCCAAAGUUCAUGCUGAAGCGAUUCUCAACAGGAGGAGAUAAUGAUCCAGGAUUCAAGAAAGAUAAAUUUGAUGCUCAGCACGAGAAAACCUCAUUUAAUCUGAAGAUCCAGGAUCCGCAGGUUUCAGACUCUGCUGUGUACUACUGCGCUCUGCAGCCCACAGUGACAGGAAACACCAGAACCCUGCACAAAAACCUGCAAAGCAAAUUCAAUGCAAUUCUCCACAAUAUCCACUAG
Messenger RNA from Xiphophorus hellerii (green swordtail), 1322 nucleotides. RefSeq lists its product as uncharacterized. The transcript is spliced from 3 exons. Lineage: Eukaryota; Metazoa; Chordata; Actinopteri; Cyprinodontiformes; Poeciliidae. Bases 516 to 1322 code for a protein of 268 amino acids. The record is from RefSeq and is a predicted model, not a curated record.